CGCAUAACAUAAGCCAUAAAAUUACUCCUUGGUAGAAUUCCAAUGGCAUACUUUGUUCCAUUGUUGAGCACAUUUCUUAUUUUCUCCAUAUACUCUCAAGGGAAUGCACUUAGUUCAAAUUACUAUGCAAAAACGUGCCCUCAAGCUGAAGACACAGUCAUGAAAGUUGUUAAGGAGGAAGCAAAGAAAGACAAAACAGUGCUCGCAACACUUCUAAGGAUGCAUUUCCAUGAUUGUUUCCUACGGGGCUGUGAUGCUUCAAUUUUGUUGAGCUCCAAGGGGAAAAACACAGCAGAAAAGGAUGCGCCUCCUAAUGGUUCUAUGCACGGGUUCUAUGUUAUUAAUGGGGCAAAGAGGGCAGUCGAAGCUAUAUGUCCUGGCGUAGUUUCUUGUGCUGAUAUUUUAGCUUUCGCUGCUAGAGAUGCAGUGGUGUUAUCAGGCGGACCAUAUUGGGACGUGCCUAAAGGAAGAAAAGACGGACGAAUAUCAAGAGCCAGUGAAACAACACUGCUGCCAAAGCCUACAUACAACAUUUCUCAACUCCAACAAAGCUUCCGUCAGAGAGGUCUAUCACUAGAUGACUUGGUGGCUCUCUUAGGUGCACACACUAUAGGUUUUAUGCAUUGCUCGUCCUUUAUGAACCGCAUAUACAACUUCAACGCCACACAUGACAUCGACCCUACGCUACGUCCAUCGUUUGCAGCAAGCUUAAAGGGCAUAUGUCCACUCAAAAACAGGGCUAAAAAUGCAGGAAUAAGUAAUGAUCCUUCAUCAACAACAUUUGAUAAUACUCAUUACAGGCUAAUUCUGCAAAAGAAGAGUUUGUUAUCUUCGGAUCAUUCUUUGCUGACUAAUCCGAAAACGAAGAGCCUAGUUUAUAAGUUUGGUACAUCAAAAGCAGCUUUCUAUAAGGCUUUUUCUAAUUCCAUGAUUAAGAUGAGUAGCCUUACAGGAGGUCAAGAAGUUAGAAAAGAUUGCAGGGUAGUGAACUAAUUUUGCUCCCUUGUUGAUUACUUCUACUUAAUUAGCAAUUUGAUGUAUCUGUAAAAUUUUAAUAAGACGAUCUAGGAAAAUUGGGUUAUAGUA
Molecule: messenger RNA, 1086 nt
Organism: Lycium ferocissimum
Lineage: Eukaryota; Viridiplantae; Streptophyta; Magnoliopsida; Solanales; Solanaceae
Product: peroxidase 64-like
Exons: 4
Coding region: 43-993 (316 amino acids)
Biological process (GO): hydrogen peroxide catabolic process; response to oxidative stress
Cellular component (GO): plant-type cell wall; plasmodesma
Molecular function (GO): peroxidase activity; heme binding
Source: RefSeq, a predicted model, not a curated record